AUGUCUCAACAGGUUGAAGGCUGGCCUCUGGGUUUACAGCCACUGAAUGCGAGGAUUGGGAUGGCAAGAAAACGUAAAAAUUCGGGGUCAAUGUCAUUUAACACGUUACUUUCUGGUUCCCCAUCUUCUUCCACAGAUUCUUCAUCAUCAAAUUUAGACACACAGUCCACUGAGUCUUUUUUCCAAGACAAUAGCAUCACGUUUGGGAGCCUUAUAGGUGUUUCCAGCAUUUUAGAGCUAUCUAGAAGAUCACUAAGAAGAGCAAAAACACAAGUCUUGAAGAGCAAGAAGUCUAAUCCCAGCUCAUGGUUGUUAUGUCUGUGCUUAAGGAGUAGAGAUCCUCAUGCUGAGAACAAUCCUUCAUCCCUUGGUCAAUUUCUUGCUCUGGAAAGAAAAACUGCUAAUAAAAACAGAAAGAAUCAAACCCCUCUUCAUGAUGAGUUUCCAUUGACUCAAACCAUUGCCGAGCCAAAUUCAUUAUUUGUGAGUGGCUCCAUUGCCCCACAUCGAUCCAUUAGUUCAAGGGAAAAUAUUGGGACACAGAGAGAAAACAGGGCAUCAGGGCACGGCAACAAUUGGUUUGGCUCACUUGCAGAGAUUUUUUCAUGCUUGUGUGGACAAGCAACCCGUGGCUAA
Messenger RNA from Gastrolobium bilobum, 636 nucleotides. RefSeq lists its product as uncharacterized. The coding region runs from base 1 to 636 and encodes 211 amino acids. Lineage: Eukaryota; Viridiplantae; Streptophyta; Magnoliopsida; Fabales; Fabaceae. The record is from RefSeq and is a predicted model, not a curated record. The transcript has 3 exons.